AUGAGCUCCGGAUACAAGACCAAGGGUGGAAACUCCGCUUUCCAUAAUCAUAUUAAUGACUUUGCUCACAUCGAAGAUCCGAAAGAGAGGAGAAGACUCGCUUUACAGUCAAUCGAUAAUGCAAAGUUCUCCUGGUACCAUGUUAGAGCCAUUGCCGUCGCCGGUGUAGGUUUCAUGACUGACGCUUACGAUAUUUUUGCUAUUAAUUUGGGUCUGGCUAUGUUGGUUUUCGUCUACUGGGGAGGAUCAAUUCCCGAUUCUACUCAGACAUUAUUGAAAGUUUCGACCUCUGUUGGAACUGUUAUCGGACAGUUAGGUUUCGGUUGGGCUGCUGAUUUCUUUGGAAGAAAGAAAAUAUAUGGUUUGGAACUGGUUAUCAUGAUUUUUGCUACUGUUCUUCAGUGCACUGUUGGUGAAUCCAAAGCCAUUUCCUUCCCAGCAAUUUUGACCUUUUAUCGUAUUAUAAUGGGAAUUGGUAUCGGAGGAGAUUAUCCAAUGAGUUCCAUUAUAUCUUCUGAAUUCUCAUCCGUUAGAUGGAGAGGAUUAACUAUGGGUGCUGUCUUUGCUAACCAAGGUUGGGGUCAAUUAUUGGCUGGACUGGUUGCUUUGAUCUGUAUUGCCGGAUACAAAGAUGAUUUGAUCACUGCCAAAAAUGGAGCCGAAUGUGGGUAUGCGUGUCAAAAGGCCUGUGACCAAAUGUGGCGUAUUCUGAUUGGUUUUGGUUGUGUUCCUGGAGUGGUCGCUUUAUAUUUCAGAUUGACGAUUCCAGAAUCCCCAAGAUACACCUUUGAUGUUACGCACGAAAUUGAAAAAGCCGCCUGUGACACCAUGAAGUUUACGUCUGGUCUCCAUGGAGCAGCCACAGAAGACGAUAUUGUCAUCUUGAGAAAUGCUAAGCAACUAGCUUUGGAAGUGGAACAGGAAGAACUUAAGAAGACAGCUGAGGAAAUCAAGUCAAGAAAAGUCAACUGGCACGAUUUCUACCAUCAUUAUAAACACUGGAAACAUGGAAAGAUUCUCAUUGGUACCGCAGGUUCGUGGUUCAUGUUGGAUAUUGCAUAUUAUGGACUGGGAUUGAACACUGCUGUGAUUCUGCAAACCAUUGGUUAUGCCAAGAAUGACAAUGUUUACAACAAACUAUUCAACUCUGCCGCAGGAAAUCUGAUUCUGAUCUGUGCCGGUUCUAUCCCUGGUUAUUGGUUCACGGCCUUUACCUGUGACACGCUUGGCCGAAAACCACUACAGAUUGUUGGAUUUAUUCUACUGACUAUGAUUUUCUGCAUCAUUGGAUUUGGAUACCACAAGAUCGGGGAACAUGGAUUACUGGGAUGCUACAUUGUUGCCCAAUUCCUUCAAAACCUCCCCAAUACCACAACUUUCAUCGUUCCCGGAGAAUGUUUCCCCACAAAAUUCAGAAGUACAUCCCAUGGUAUCAGUGCUGCUUCUGGUAAAGUGGGAGCCAUUAUUGCCCAAACGGUUAUCGGAACCCUGACCAAUCACGGCUGUUCCAAGGAAGAGCCAAACUGUUUCCUUCCACACGUUAUGGAGAUUUUCGCUCUGUUCAUGUUGCUAGGAACGUUUACUUCGUUGCUGAUCCCUGAAACGAAACGCAAGUCGCUUGAGCAGUUGAGUUACGAGCUACACGGAGACGGAGACGACCCUGAGUCCUCCAACUCCAAUACAGACAUUGAUUCUGAAACAAAUAUCAUUGGUAAUGAUAAAGUUUAA
This is a messenger RNA of Komagataella phaffii GS115, 1728 nucleotides long. Its product is annotated as High-affinity inorganic phosphate (Pi) transporter and low-affinity manganese transporter. Gene Ontology annotation, molecular function: phosphate transmembrane transporter activity. Gene Ontology annotation, biological process: transmembrane transport; phosphate ion transport. The record is from RefSeq and is a predicted model, not a curated record. NCBI's taxonomy places the organism in Eukaryota, Fungi, Ascomycota, Pichiomycetes, Pichiales, Pichiaceae. The transcript has a single exon. Gene Ontology annotation, cellular component: membrane. The coding region runs from base 1 to 1728 and encodes 575 amino acids.